AUGUCUUCGGGCUUUGGCGGUGCACGAGUCAAUCAGCAGGAUACCAAGCAGAAAGAGUUCUCCACCAUCAACAAGGACCAGUGCAUCUUUCGGGAAGACGCAGAGGCGCGCGCGCGCCUGCUCUCCUCUGCUCUCCUCGUGUCGUCCAUGCGUGUACUCCUUGUCCCGUGGCAGGAUGGAAAGACGGUUUGGGAGCCUGGCUUACCCGCCCUGGUCACCAGCCGACGUCAGCAUCGUUCCAAACAGACUGCUACGGUGGUGGAGGAACCUCCAGUGCCUUGUGAUCUCAAGGCCACCUUGAAGCUUGGCGUUGCUCUUCAGAAGAUGUCAGCUCCAAGCAAGACGGAAUGGCUGGAAAAGGUCCUCAAAGCCAAAGCCAAAGCGCAGGACUCUCUUCUUCAAGGAUCAGUGGCCAUUUUUGAGGGAUCAGACGUCUUCAACAUCGUGACGCACCCGAAGUUCGCCUCUGGGGUCUCGGAGAAGUAUGGGAAGAAGAUGUUCCAGAUGGUGGCGGAACUUUGGAUGCGUCAGCUUGAUCGGAUGGGGGAUUGGGGUCUGAUUCGGAUGGACCUGGUGUCAGAGGAUGGACUCCCAAAAGAGACGACAUCUACUAUUUUACCUGUAAGUGUCGCUUGGUAG
This is a messenger RNA of Durusdinium trenchii, 639 nucleotides long. NCBI's taxonomy places the organism in Eukaryota, Dinophyceae, Suessiales, Symbiodiniaceae. The record is from the annotation of a GenBank genome assembly.